Molecule: messenger RNA, 1707 nt
Organism: Plasmodium vivax (malaria parasite P. vivax)
Lineage: Eukaryota; Apicomplexa; Aconoidasida; Haemosporida; Plasmodiidae
Product: variable surface protein Vir12-like
Exons: 3
Coding region: 1-1707 (568 amino acids)
Source: RefSeq, a predicted model, not a curated record
AUGGCACUUUCCGAAGCAAAUAAUUGGGAAAAACACUUACCAGAUUUGCCUUCGUAUAAAAAAUAUACAGAGCUGGAUAAUGUGGUCAUUAGUGGGGAUGGUAAUAAAUACUGUAAAGAAAACUUAGGAAGUACAGAUGAAGUGGAUAAAACAUUUUGUAAUAAAAUAGCAAAGAAUUUAUCAAUAUUAAAGGAUGAAAAUGAUAAGCAAAAACGUAAAUAUGGUUGUUAUUACUUUAAUCACUGGUUAUACGAUAAUAUUGGGAAAAAAUAUUAUAAAGGAAAUGCUAAAGGUGAAAAAGACAAUGUUUCUCAAAAUCUUUUUAAUUUUGCGUCAUUAGCUAUUUUACAGCAUAUAAAGGUAUCAUCAUGUAACGGCAAUACUUUUGGCAAUCCGGAAGGGUGGAAAGAAGAAAAAGACUUGCACGAUUAUUUUGAAAAUUACGAAAAAAUUAAAUGCAACGAUUCUGAUAAGUCUAAGUGCGAAAAAUAUGUGAAUUAUGUUACUUAUAUUAAAACUUUAUAUGACACAAAAGUAGAAAAUUGUUGUGAGGAUGACGAAUUGGAUGAAGAAGGAUUUUGUGAAUCCUAUUUUAAAUGUGAAAAUAUGUAUAAUCCGAAAAAUUUAUUAAUAAAAUUACAAAAAGAACUUCAGUCAUUAGGUAAAGAACCGGAGGUGCCACGUGAAGGGGGUGCAGUAGAAGUUCGUAAAGCGCCAGGAAGUGGAGGGGAAGAACGAGUAAAGAAGGCAAAGGAAGAUGAAGUAGCUGCAGUAACAACAGGAAAAGAAACAAAGGAAAAGUUAGUAGCUACAGAAGUACCUAAGGAAAAAGCAGCAGAUUCCGCAGCACAAUCUGCACCAGAAAAAAAUGUAGUCGUAAAACAAACAGUACCCGAAUCUGUAGGGUCUAAACCUGGUGGAUUAGAAUCUAGAGAAGAAAAAGCUGCACUUGAAAAAAACGUAGGGGAAAAACCACCAGCAGAAAAACCUGUAGCGGCAAAACCUGAAACGGUAAACCCUGCAACGGCAGAAUCUCAAGUGGCAAAACCCGUAGCGGCAAAACCUGCUGCGAUAAAACCACCAGUAGCAGGACCCGUAGUGGCAGAAUCUGAAAGGGCAAAACCUGUAGCAGCAACCCCCCUAGCGGUAAAACCUAAAGAAAAAGUAUCUGAAGAUGAAUCAACUAAAAAUGAAGCAACUGAAGAGGAAGCAAAUGAAGAGGAAACAGCUGAAGGGUUAACAGUUGAAGAGGUAACAACAGAAGCGGCAGUAACUGAAAUGACAAGUACUAUGCAACAUGAAGAAGCUUUAGGUACACAUCCAGUAGAGAGCGUUGAACAGGGUGUCCGUGCGAUAUCAUCUCAUAAUACAGAGCAUGCAAGCAACGCAAUUCCUCUAACAAUUACGGAUUCCACUAAUACAUUAGGAACUACACAUGAAGAGUUGGACUCAAAUUUUUUUCGUAACGUCAUCAUGGCCAUUGCAGUACUUGGAACAAUUUUCUUCCUUUUCUACUACAACAGGUCUUCUCGAUUAGAAUCAAGUUAUCGAAAAAAAAAAAAGAAAAAGGGAAAGAUAUUUGAGCAUAAUUACUACGAAGAGUAUGAAAAAGAGUUAACAAUGUAUGGUUCUGAGGAAACGUUUUUAGAUUCUGAAACGGAUCGAUUAUAUUUGAAUUAUCACCCUGACCAAGACUCAUAUUAUUAA